Messenger RNA from Medicago truncatula (barrel medic), 2420 nucleotides. Its product is annotated as pentatricopeptide repeat-containing protein At2g01390. Gene Ontology annotation, molecular function: protein binding. The record is from RefSeq and is a predicted model, not a curated record. Bases 118 to 1782 code for a protein of 554 amino acids. NCBI's taxonomy places the organism in Eukaryota, Viridiplantae, Streptophyta, Magnoliopsida, Fabales, Fabaceae. The transcript is spliced from 2 exons.
GAAAGCAUGAAGAUUGUGAUUAAUCACUUCCGAAUUGGUUAACCACAAGUCUUUGAUGUCCUUCACCAUGUUGAUAAUACCUUCUCUGUUGUUUUCUUAGCUUGAUGAUAUUAAAAUAUGAGCAGAAUGAGAGUUUCAAAGCUUCAUGGAUUUCUCCAAAACCUCUUCGUUCCUUCAAAAAACAUUCAUUCCCAGAGAGUACCCAGCAGCAGAGAGUACAUGAGGAACGUAAUUGGGAAUAUUUACAGAACCCUAAAGUAUUCAUCUUGGGAUUCCGCUCAACAACAGCUUCAAAAUCUCCCUUUGAAAUGGGACUCAUACACUGUCAAUCAGGUUCUCAAAUCACACCCUCCAAUGGAGAAAGCGUGGUUGUUCUUCAACUGGGCUUCUCGUCUCAAAGGGUUUAAGCACGACCAAUUCACUUACACAACCAUGCUAGAUAUUUUCGGUGAAGCAGGGAGAAUUUCAUCAAUGAAACACGUUUUCAAUCAAAUGCAUGAGAAAGGGAUAAAGAUUGAUUCUGUUACUUACACUUCAAUGAUGCAUUGGCUUUCGACUUCUGGGAAUGUGGAUGAAGCAAUUGCAUUGUGGGAUGAAAUGAAAUCAAAGGGAUGCUGCUAUCCUACUGUUGUUUCUUAUACUGCUUUUAUAAAGAUUCUUUUUGAUAAUCACAGAGUGAAGGAAGCUACUGCUAUUUACAAGGAGAUGCUUCACAAUGGCUGCGUUCCAAAUUGCUACACUUAUACAGUUCUAAUGGACCAUCUUAUUGCCUCUGGAAAAUGCAAAGAAGCUCUUGAGAUUUUUCAAAAGAUGCAAGAGGCUGGAGUUGAACCUGAUAAAGCUGCAUGUAAUAUUCUAAUCGACAAGUGUUCUAAAGUUUGUGGGACUGUGUUCAUGACCAAAAUACUUCAGUAUAUGAAAGAAAACCGUCUUGUUCUUCGCUACCGUGUUUAUGUCAAAGCAAUGGAAGCUUUAAAAAUUGCUGGUGAGAGUGAUACCCUUCUAAGGCAAGUCAAUCCACACUUUUAUUUGGAUAGUAGCUUUAAGGAGAAGGCACAUGACAGAAACACGGUCAUUGCUGAUUCUUCUUCUAAUAUAGAUAAAGAGCUUUUAUUGGUUCUCUUGAGAAAUAGAAAUGUUGUUGCUAUUGACCACUUAAUUCAAGGGAUGAUGGAUAAGAAAAUAUCUGUAGAUAAUAAGGUUAUCUCAACCAUUAUAGAGGUAAAUUGUAAUUGUUGUCGACCUGAUGGUGCAUUGUUGGCUUUCAACUACAGUGUAACAAUGGGAAUAAGUAUUGAGAGAACAGGAUAUCUUUCCUUAGUGGGACUGUUGAAUAGAUCAAAUAUGUUUUCAAAACUGGUGGAAAUUGUUGGGGAAAUGACUAGAGCUGGACAUUCUCUUGGAAUCUAUCUGGCUUCGCUUUUAAUUUAUAGGCUUGGUUGUGCUAGGCAGCUAUCUAUUGCCUUAAAGAUUUUCAAUCUAUUACCUGAUAAUCAUAAGUGUGUUGCUACGUACACUGCCUUAAUUAGCAUUUACUUCUCUGCUAGAAGAGUUAAUAAGGCGCUUGAAAUUUACAAAAUCAUGUGUCAGAAAGGAAAUUGUCCUACGUCGGGCACUUUUAAUAUAUUAGUAGCUGGUUUGGAAAGAAAUGGCAGAUUUUCUGAAGCAGGAGUUCAUAGGAAAGCAAAGAAGAACCUAAAUUCUAAUAUUGGUUCUCAGGAAAAUCUUUCCACAGAGGGAAGGAUAUGCGACCUUCUAUUUGCUGGGGAUGUAAUACUUUGAUUUUGAUGCAUUGAGAAUUCUCAUUGUUGAUUCAAGCUGAGGUCAUGGUGAGUAGUUGCUAUUGGAGAAUGAAAUGUGCCAUUUAUGCUGCUUGACACCUGCUUUUUUUGUCAAGAAAUUAUGGAUGUUUUUAUCCAAGAUCAAGUUCAUGAGAAAUGCCAACACGGUCGUAACUGGACGUGUCUACCUUUGCAACAUCUUGCAGGAAAUGGUUUGGAAUAUAUAACUGAAGCUUGUGCUCUUCAGGGCAGCCAUAUGUUGCAUAAAACAAGAAGGAUGUUCCCUUCCCAGAUGCUUAUAAUUUUGAUGUCCCAGCUAGAGACAGGAUGUGUGGUUGUUAAACUGUGGGAGGACAGCUAUCACACUUACCAGAAAAUCCCCGACUUAAAACAUGAUCGCUGUCAAAGUAUCUCUUCUACUUCGUAGGCAUCCAUGGUAUUUCUGCAAACAAGUCUAAUUCAAUGCUAAAUUUUCUUUCAGUCGGGCAGGUGCCAAUUACAUGGAUCAGCAAGAUCCUUGUCUCAAAUUUCCAUCUUACCAUUUUCAUGGGAAGAUUAGAACUUACCUUCCUGUCAUAGACAAUGGCUUCACAUAAUAUAUUUAACCUACUUAUAUAAGUGAUAUAUUUUUUAACGUUA